UGUGCCUAUUGUAAAUGGUAAGAAGGUCUCUGGUAACUGGAGCGAGGAGGUAGACUGUAGCGAAAUGUUUUAAUCUCAUGAAAGGUGUAAAGUUUAUAUGAAGCCUUUUUUUCUUGUGUUUCUUUACGAUUCUCACAAAGAUAAACUAUGGAGAAAGCUAGAAAUGGAUAUAAGAAAGAAGGCAGGCACCUUCAAGGCGAGGGAGAGUUCCACGAACAAGACCAGAACCUACUUCACAUGGAGAAGGCAAAGUCAGAAGAUGAGAACAAGGGUCGAAAUACCUGGGCUAGGAAGACAGAAUACAUCCUGUCUAUGCUUGGUUACUGUGUUGGGCUGGGCAGUAUCUGGAGGUUCCCCUAUCUCUGUAUCCGUAAUGGAGGAGGCGCCUUUCUGAUACCAUAUUUCGUUUGCCUCGUAUUAUGUGGUCUCCCUUUGUACUUCAUGGAAGUAGCUUUGGGUCAGUUUAUGUCCAAAGGUGUAUACCAAGUCUGGAACAUUUGCCCGCUCUUUAAAGGUAUAGGCAUUGGUCAGAUUAUAGUCAACAUCAUCACUGGCUGGUACUAUGUUCUGCUCAUCGCUUGGGUUCUCAUCUACAUGGUCCACUCCUUCCGGUCACCGCUGCCCUGGACCGUUUGCGGUCAAGAGUGGAACUCGCCGCUGUGCGUGCCUCAAGGAGCGCGCGUCCUCUAUGACGCUAACGGCACCGCGAGUCCAGCAAUGUCACUGAUCGCCAACGCGACAGGGGAAAUUGUGGGGCAACACUUCGUGGUCAACGGAACAGCAGACGUGAAAGGGUUAAGGUCAUCAAGUGAAGAGUUUUGGCUGAACAACAUCCUUGAGAUCUCCCCAGGCCUGGAAGAACUGAAUGGACUGCCCUGGCACUCGGCCUUGGCCUUGUUCGUUUCCUACGUGCUGGUUCUACUCUGUGUCAUCCGAGGCGUGAAGUCGGCUGGAAAGGUUGUUUACGUCACCGCUACGUUCCCGUACAUUCUGUUGACAAUUCUGAUAGUCAGGGGCGCCACCCUCCCGGGAGCUUUAGACGGGUUCCUCUUCUACGUCACUCCAGAUUGGAGCAAACUGAUGCAGGUCCAGACCUGGCUGGAGGCAAGUUUUCAAGUGUUCUACUCCCUGGGGCCAGUAUGGGGUGGACUGGUCACUAUGUCCAGCUAUAACAAAUUUCACAAUAAUUGCAUGCGUGAUGCCGUUAUAUUGACAUUCGUCUGCGAGGGAACAAGCUUUUUCGCAGGGUUCGCCAUUUUCACAGUCCUCGGUCACAUGGCCUACAAUCUCAAUGUUCCGGUUGAAAACUUUGCCGCUUCCGGGCCUGGAUUAGCAUUUGUUGUCUACCCUGAGGCAGUGUCGUAUCUUCCUGUCCCUCAGCUGUGGGCCCUCUUGUUCUUUCUGAUGUUGUUUACUGUUGCACUGGACACACAGUUUGUAGCUUUCGAAGUUGUCAUGACAAGCCUACAAGACCAUAUGCCAUCGGUGGUGAAAAGAUGGGAGAUAAUCAUGAAAAUUGCCUACAGCUGCUUGCAAUUCCUGCUUGCUCUCCCUUUGGCUUGUAGGGGCGGCAUUUACUUGUUUCAAUUAGUGGACUGGUACAUAGCUGCAUUUUCAACCGCAGCUAUUGGACUGUUGCAGACUGUUGCUGUGGCUUGGAUCUAUGGAGCAGAAAGAUUCAUGGAUGACAUUCAACUCAUGAUAGGAAGAAGACCUCCUUACUUGUUCAAUAUACUCUGGAGAUACAUAACUCCAGUUGUACUUUUAGUACUGUUGAUUGCGUCCCUCCUGACAUAUGAAUCACCCACCUUUAAGGAGUAUCACUACACGUCUGGCGCUGUGGCAUUUGGUUGGUUCAUGGCUAUUGUCUGGUUCCUUCCGGUUCCGGUAAUGGCUGUGGUUCAAAUAAUGAAGUCCAGUGGCGACAUAAAGAAGAGACUUAAAACUGUGUGUAGCCCCACCUCUGAAUGGCAGCCAUCAUCUCUUGACUUAAAGGAGCGUUACCCUACAGAAAAAGCGGCGUCCCCAUCAUCAUCAUCAUUAUGUAGUAAAAUCCGGGGGUGCUGACAACCGACAGCGUUUAGUUCUAGAUGUUUCUUUAACGAGACAGACAGUGUUUCUUGAAUCUUUCUCGUGUAAUAAUACUCUGUGAGGCUGGUUCAUGGCGGGAUGUAUGAAGUGGUAACUCAUUGACUUUGUAUUGAAAUUAGCCCCUCGCUUGUUAAUACGAGGACACGGUGAAGAGAAGUCACACCAUUGCCUUUACCUAAGUCUCAUUAUCAGAAGAAGGUUUCAAUGUAAACAACUAGACCUAUACGCUGCGUUGCUCUAGCACUCCAGUAUACAAAUAAAAUAUAGGCAGUGACGAACUAUUUUAAAAAAUGGCGCGUAAAAAGAAACGAAACUAAUUCAUUAAAAUGUUUGCUCAAUUGUGUAACAAGUCAAAUAUUUGUAAAAAAUCACUUUCUCCUUCAUAAAGCUUGUAGUUCUUGUAUUCAUUCAUUAUCGCAAGGAGUCCUUGCAAAAUCAAGUUCCUCAAUUAAAUUCCAGCUAAUUCCAGUUAGAACUCAGUGAUGGGCCAAAUACGGAACAAACAUUUGAUCCAGAAUCCAGCCCGUUACAUAUUUUGCAAUAAAUUAAAAAGUACAAAUUUCAUUCACAAGGUAGGACUUCAGGUUUUCAAAUCCAGGUGAACCAUUGGAGUAAUAUUGCAAUUUUGUUUUACUCAAAGUUGUUCCAUGUGUAGAGUUUCAUGAGAAGCCUCAACUAAGUUUUGAGUUACGGCUUGAGUCCAUCCAACCUUAAAGGUUAUAUCUAACAUUAGUUAGGGAAAAUUAAAGUCAGUUGGUCGUUCUGUUAGUCACAUGACACAAUCGUUAAGGAAAGGGGGGGGGGGUCACAGAAACAGAGACACGGAUGAUCCGUAGAUCGCAAAGUUUAAGAGGCUGAGGAGUACUUCUUUUUUUUUUUUUUUUUUAAAUUAUAUUUUUAAAAUUUGUUUGGGUUUAAAUGUCGAAUAAAAAAACGUAGAGUUGAUUCUAAAUGUGUUUUUGUAAGAUGAUUGGAUGCGGUCACUGCUAAUUACGUGACAUUUGAUUGUGCAUGAAAGAGUGUCAGCUGCAUAGUAAUUAAAAUAUUUUCAUUCAA
This is a messenger RNA of Biomphalaria glabrata, 3147 nucleotides long. Its product is annotated as sodium- and chloride-dependent glycine transporter 2-like. Gene Ontology annotation, biological process: sodium ion transmembrane transport. The record is from RefSeq and is a predicted model, not a curated record. Gene Ontology annotation, cellular component: membrane. Lineage: Eukaryota; Metazoa; Mollusca; Gastropoda; Planorbidae. The transcript has 14 exons. The coding region runs from base 148 to 2067 and encodes 639 amino acids.